Messenger RNA from Grus americana (Whooping crane), 4455 nucleotides. RefSeq names its product schlafen family member 11-like. Lineage: Eukaryota; Metazoa; Chordata; Aves; Gruiformes; Gruidae. The record is from RefSeq and is a predicted model, not a curated record. The transcript is spliced from 5 exons. The coding region runs from base 68 to 2926 and encodes 952 amino acids.
GGCGGAGUCCCGCCCCGCGGCGGCAGGCACGUACUGGGACGCUGUGCAAUAACUGCUAGUUUAAGCCAUGGAUAUUCGGAGGAACCGGAGCGCUCCCCCCGCGGAGGGCAGGAUCAGGAUGGCCAGACAAGAAGGGCAGCUGCUGGUUAAUUUGAAAACAAACUAUCCCGAUCUGGUGGUAGAUAUUGAGAAAAUAGUUUUAGGAGAGAGAUCCAGAAAGAAGACCUCUUGCAAUCAGAAAAGGCAACGAAGGGAGCUUUCUAUAGCGGUGUGCGCAUUGCUGAAUUCAGGAGGAGGAGUAGUGAGGAUGGAGAGUGAAGACAAGAAUUACUGCUUUCAGGAGCAUGGCAUUGGUCUGGACAUAGAGCAAAGUCUCAGGGAGUGCAUUGCCUGCGCCGAGACCAGUGAAUACUUCACCUGGAUGCAGCAGCGGAGUCACUUGCUGCUUUUUGUUAAAACAUGGAGCUGUGGAGGUCCGGAGCAGAAAAAUGCAGCCACAAAGCCGCGUAUCUGUAGCUUGAGCACUGGUUUGUCCCAUAGGUGUUUCACUUCAGUUCUCCCUAUGACUUCAAGCGGCGCUGCUGAAUUUCUGAGGAAGAAGGAAAGCUCUGCCAAGUGCCGUGAUGAGAAUGGGCCAAGCGCUAAGAAAGCUCUGAUGAAUUUUGAUGGGGGAGCGAAGGAGACCCCUUUGAACACCGAAGAGCACAACAUCCAAGAUGCCGCUGCCAGGCUUUUAAAAAGAGACAAACUGAUGUUUGGGGAGGUUCUGGGUUUCGCAGAGACAACACAUAUUGAAUUUAAGAACUUCUCUACACAGAAUAUCUUGGAAUACAUUAGAAAAACCCUUCCCAAUUAUGCCUCUGCCUUUGCAAACACUCAGGGUGGUUAUUUGUUUUUUGGAGUGAAUGACAUCGGUGAAGUCAUUGGAAGCCAUAGUAAAGUGGAGAAAGAAGCUUUAGAGAAAACAGUAGCUGAUACCAUGGGCUCACUGCCCGUCCAUCACUUCUGCAGCUCUCAGGCUGGCGUGCAGUUUAAGACUCACACCCUGAGCGUUUGUGACGAAGCAGGCGGCUUGCAGGGCUACGUAUGCGCUGUGCGAGUUGAACCGUUUUGCUGCGCUGUUUUCCACAAUAACCCUGAAUCCUGGAUGGUGAUGGGUGACACGAUUGAAAGACUGAGCGUCAGGAAAUGGACGGAGCUCAUGACAGCUGCAGACCCAGAUCUUUCAAAGCUGGCUGAUAAAUUUGAGAAUGAGCUCAGUUUGUCAAAUAGUCCUCCUCUUGUCAAGCCAGUUUACUCAAAAGCGGGUCUCCAGUGUGUGUCUGAACUCCAAGAAUGCCUCUACCCAGUGGGUUCUAAUGAAAUCAAAUGGAAACCAGAAACCAUCUGCGCCGACCUGUUCUCAGAAUAUCCUGGAUUAGAGGAUUUAAUGAAAAAACAAAUCCAUCCACUUAACAAGGGGGUACUGAUAUUUUCAAGGAGUUGGGCUGUUGACAUCGGAUUGCCACAAAACCAGGAUGUUGUGUGUGAUGCUCUCUUAGUAGCUGAAAAUGCAUAUCCAGUUUUGUAUACUGUAGUCAAGGAUGCCUCUUCUGCCGAGUCUGAAAACUCGAGAGAAACUGCUUUUGCAUUAAAGCAGAAACUAGUCAAUGAUGGGGGAUACGCUUCAAGAGUGUGUGUGAUUCCCCAAGUACUGCACCUGAAUGGCACAAAGAACCAGAUGGAAGUUGCGGAGGACGAUGUUCCCCAGCAAGAAAACCUGUGUGAUUAUCCCAGUUUAUACCCAGAGAAUUACAUCCUCACCUCCAGGGACAUCCCUGCAUUCCUGCGUGCACUUGUGAUUGUCGUGCUGCGCUUUAAGUCAUACUUAAGUGACCAUCUUGGCUGUGAGAUUUUCAACCUUCUCACUCUCAAACAGUAUGAGCUCCUCUCCAAGAACCUGCACAAAACCAAGGAGCAGUUUGUCCUUGGUCUUCCUGGAACAGGGAAAACAAUCGUGGCUUUGAAGAUCAUUGAGAGAAUAAGAAACAUUUUUCACUGUUCUGCAGAAGAGAUACUCUACAUUUGUGAAAAUCAACCCUUGAAGAAGUUUGUGGGAAAUGAGAUCUGCCGGUCUGUGACACGUGUUGCCUUCUUAAAUGGGAACUUCCCAGAAGUGAAACACAUUGUGGCUGAUGAAGCUCAGAAUUUUCGUGAGGAAAACUGGCACCUAUGUGCCCGGGAGCUAGUCAAGAACAAAAGUGGCGUUUUCUGGGUCUUCCUGGAUUUCUUUCAGUCCACUCACCCAUAUGGCUGUGGUCUUAAGUUUUCAGAACUGUAUCCUCGGGAAUGGUUGACAAAAGUGGUCCGUAACGCCAAGCAAAUAUACAAUGUCAUGUUUAAGGUAAUGGGGGAAAUCCUCCAAAAUCGUAACACAUAUAUGCCCUGUAAGGUGCUGGCAGAGUUGUUCACACAGGCUGAAUGUGCCCAUUCUUUGCCAGGCGACUACAUAAUAAAAAAAAAUAUGGGAACACUUGAAAUGGCAGAGUAUGUGACCAGGAAGUGCAACAGCUAUAUCCAGCAAGGCUAUCCUGUCAAAGAUAUUGCAAUCCUGUGCAGUACACAGCAUGCAGCCCAGGAGUUCGGUCAGAUAUUGGAACCUGAGCUAAAAAAACGAGUCAGGAAAUUCAGGGUAAGGUUGGUCUUGGGGUCAGCGGAGAAUGUUUUAGAAAAUGUCAUUGUUCUUGACAGCAUCCGACGCUUCUCAGGCCUAGAAAGGAGGAUUGUGUUUGGCAUCCACCCUGUCCCUGCACAAGAGGAGGUAAAACUCAAUCUUUUGCUCUGUGUGGCAUCCAGAGCCAACACCAAACUCCAUUUGCUGUAUCACAAAGAAGAGACGUUUUUAAGAGACUCACCUUUAGACGACAGCUUGGGCUAUGGACACUAGAAUGCUUCACUCAUUUUUUGGAUCAUAGAAUGAAUCAUAGAAUCACAGAAUGGUUUGGGUUGCAAGGUACCCCAAAGCCCGUCCAGUUCCAACCCCUGCCAUGGGCAGGGACACCCUCCACUAGCCCAGGUUGCCCAAAGCCCCAUCCAACCUGGCCUUGAACACUGCCAGGGAGCCAGGGGCAGCCACAGCUUCUCUGGGCAACCUGUGCCAGGGCCUCAGCACCCUCACAGGGAAGAAUUUCUUCCCAACAUCUCAUCUCCAUCUCCCCUCCUGCAGCUUCAGGCCACUCCCCCUUGUCCUGUCAUUCCCUGCCCUUGUCACCAGCCCCUCUCCAGCUUUCCUGGAGCCCCUGCAGGGACUGGAAGGGGCUCUAAGGUCUCCCCGGAGCCUUCUCUUCUCCAGGCUGAACCACCCCAACUCUCUCAGCCUGUCUCCACAGCAGAGGUGCUCCAGCCCUCUGACCAUCUCCAUGGCCUCCUCUGGACUCGCUCCAACAGCUCCAUGUCCUUGUCCUGGGGACCCCCAGAGCUGGAUGCAGUACUGCAGGGGGUCUCACCAGAGCAGAGUAGAGGUGCAGAGUUCAGCAUUUUGUUCAGUGAUAUUAUAGGGCAGCCUUAAGAUUUUUUUUUUUAAUGCCCUUUCUGUAGUCGAUGCAAAAAUAAAAAAAUUAUGCAGUUUCACAUACAUAUUUCAUCAUGUGUAGGCCUGUAGGAUGUCACAAAAUUUACUUUAAUUAAAGGACAUUGCCACCUGGAGACAACAAAUUGGUGAAAGUGGCAAUUGCAGAAGGAAGUCAACAAUUACAAACUACUUGGAUAAACCAUAGAACAGUUUGGAGACUUGUACUUUCAGUUCCUCUGCUCUUUAAGCUGAUUGCAUAUUCUGACUUCUUUCAGCACUAACAGAGUGGAACCACUGGUUGGAAAUGCAACAGGGGCCAUCCCUGUUUACGUCCCUGCUGGUGCUGGUGCAAAUGGUCAAAACUCUGCUUUUCUCAAUGGUGGGGAGAAUUUUGUGAAUUUUUAGCCAAAUCAUCUCUUUUCUCAUCCAAAAAGAUAGAGCCACAGCUUGCUUUCGGUAGCUGCUCACAUUUGUACCAACUCAAGCUGUUUAGAAACUGCAGUGGGUCACCAAGAUUUCCCCAUUCUAACUGGGACUAUUGAAGUAUCGAAGUCAACAGGCCACUGCAAUGUAGUACAUAUGUUGACAGCCCAAUUCUUACUGUCAUGUCAAAUUUGACAUAAGCAGUAUGGCUCUUCAAACUCUGAUUGUGCAAAAACCUGUUGAGAAUCUACCAUAUAAUUACAUCUUUCUGUGUCAGAUUCCAACUGUUGCCAGAGCUUUGCCAAUGUUUGUCUAGUAAUGUAGUUCCUGUUAUUGCUUACUCUUAGAUUUUAAAAAGCUGAAUAAAUAGUGACAUGAUAAUGUCAUAUUUGCCUGGGGAAAAAAAAAAAAAAGAUAUUUCACUGUGACUCUUGUAAAAUUGUAUCAGCUUUCUGCUUUUCUGUAAUAAAUUGCUUUUUCUU